Helianthus annuus (common sunflower) is the source of this 1632-nucleotide messenger RNA. RefSeq lists its product as uncharacterized. Gene Ontology annotation, molecular function: double-stranded DNA binding; structural constituent of chromatin; nucleosomal DNA binding. Gene Ontology annotation, biological process: chromosome condensation; nucleosome assembly; negative regulation of DNA recombination. NCBI's taxonomy places the organism in Eukaryota, Viridiplantae, Streptophyta, Magnoliopsida, Asterales, Asteraceae. Gene Ontology annotation, cellular component: nucleosome; nucleus; nucleolus. The record is from RefSeq and is a predicted model, not a curated record. The transcript is spliced from 4 exons. Bases 97 to 1392 code for a protein of 431 amino acids.
CAUUAUCCAUGAAUCUUUCAUGUGAGAGAGUGACACCCAAUCUCCACUUUUAAUUUCCAAAACCUAACCCACCCCUUUCUCUCACUACUCUCUCUCAUGGAUCCAAUCACCACCGAUCCACCGCCGAUCACCACCGAUCACUUCCCCGGCCAUCCUCCUCCGGCCACCACUCAUCCACCCUACGCCGAGAUGAUAACUGCUGCAAUUACUGCUCUGAAAGAUAAAGAUGGAUCCAGUAGACAGGCAAUUUCUAAAUAUAUUGAGAAAGAGUUUGCUCAUUUGCCCCCGACUCACUCCACCUUGUUGACUCACCACCUCAAACGGUUGAAGAAUUUAGGUCAACUCGUUAUGGUCAAACACUCCUACAUGUUAGCUUCUAGAUCUGCUGAAUUUGUUGAUUUUAGUGGUAAUGUUACUGAUGCAAGUUUUGCUUCUGGUGGCUUUAAUUCGGAGAAUUCGGGUUCGGGUUCGAAAAGGAAGCCGGGGCGUCCGCCUAAGCUUAAGCCGGUGCCUGGGUUCGGGGUACAUAAUCAGGUGCAGAAUGCUGAUGUUGCGGCUUAUCAGCCGCAAUUUCAGGAUUUUGGGGGGAGUUAUGGGUCGGGUUCGGAGGUUCAAGGGGGGACUGCAGCGGGUUCGGGUUCGGAGCCUCUUUUUGCUUCGUUAGGGUUGGGUGAUGAUGGUGUUGCUGCGGUGGAACCGGUUGUGGCGUCUGAGAAUGUAAACACGAACACACCGGUGGUGGUGAAAAGGGGACGUGGUCGUCCGCCUAAGUCUGCUAGUGCGUCUGGUGGUCAAGCGGUUGUUUCUGGUAGUGAAGUUCAGGGUCAGGUGGCUGGUACGGGUUCUGACGGUGGUGGUGGAGUUCAGGGAGUUGAGGUGGCGUUGGGGCGGCCGGGGAGGAAGGCGAAUGGUGUGAGGGUGAAGAGGGGUCGGGGAAGGCCGAAGAGGAUUGGGUUUGGGGCUGUGACUGUGCCGUUGUCUGGAAAUUUGCUGAGGCCAAGAGGAAGGCCGAAGAGGGCUGUUAGACAGAAGGUGACGGCAGUUAAUGGUGGUGCUGGUGAGAGUGUUUUGGGUUCUAGAAGGCGCGGUCGGCCUUCUCGCAACGCGGCUGCUGGUUUGGUUGGAAAGUCGUUUGGCAGUAUCAGCAAGGGUGGACCUGGAACCGCAGUACUAGUGACAGACCCCGAACAGCUUGUAGUUUAUCAAGAACUGAAGAGCAAAUACGAGCAUCUACAAUCCAAAGUGAAGCAAGUGGCGAGUAUGGUGAAGUCAUGCAUAGAUCCCGAUUUUGGGAACACUGCGUUGGGCGCGUUACAGGAACUGGAAGAUCUGGCUGCAGAAGUCAAUGGUGGUGCACGUGGUCAAACCCAUGAACCAGCAACGGCUUCCUAAAUUUAGGACACUUGGCACCAUCUGAGGUAGUAGAUGUUUAAAACGACAUUUGGUUUUAAAAGUUGGCAGGAAUUAUGAAAAACAAACACAGACCGUCUUUUGAUGAACCCAUUGUGUUUUCGGUAUGUUGUAUAAAUGAAUGUAGUGAUGAUAUGAUGCUAACAUCUUAGAAGAUGGUGUGUAUUCUCUUAUGUUGUUGAGUUGGUUUUUUAGAAUUUGACACUUGUAUUAAGGUUUUAA